This is a messenger RNA of Loxodonta africana (African savanna elephant), 7496 nucleotides long. RefSeq names its product nucleolar protein 11 (gene NOL11). The transcript has 18 exons. The record is from RefSeq and is a predicted model, not a curated record. The coding region runs from base 47 to 2185 and encodes 712 amino acids. Gene Ontology annotation, biological process: maturation of SSU-rRNA. Gene Ontology annotation, molecular function: protein binding; RNA binding. Gene Ontology annotation, cellular component: nucleolus; nucleus. NCBI's taxonomy places the organism in Eukaryota, Metazoa, Chordata, Mammalia, Proboscidea, Elephantidae.
GAGGCCUGCCGGGAAGGAUGCUCGGCCCUGCGUAGGUUUCCCCAAGAUGGCAGCCCUGGAAGAAGAAUUCACGUUGUCGGGGGUCCCUCUGGGCGCCGGGCCUGACGGACUCCUAGGCGUGGAACCUAGCGACAAAACAGACCAGUUUCUGGUGACAGACAGUGGCAGGACUGUCAUCCUCUAUAAGGUGUCUGAUCAGAAACCUUUGGGGAGCUGGUCAGUGAAGCAAGGUCAAACUAUAACAUGUCCAGCUGUGUGCAACUUUCAAACUGGAGAGUAUAUUGUUGUCCAUGAUGACAAGGUUUUGAGAAUAUGGAAUAAUGAAGAUGUAAACUUGGAUAAAGUAUUUAAAGCUACAUUGGCAGCUGAGGUAUAUAGGAUACAUUCAAUACAAGGGACAGAACCACUAGUGCUAUUCAAGAAAGGUGCUGUUCGUGGUUUGGAGGCCUUGCUUGCAGAACCCCAGCAGAAAAUUGAAACCGUCAUCUCUGAUGAAGAAAUGAUUAAGUGGACAAAGAUUUUCAUGGUAUUUAAGCAUCCUGUUUUAAUUUUUAUUACUGAAAAACACGGAAAUUAUUUUGCUUAUGUACAAAUGUGUAACUCACGUAUCCUAAGCAGAUACACACUCUUACCUGGACGAGAAGAAAAACCUGUCAUACAGAGUUUUACGGCAUCUGUAGAUCGGAAGUUUAUCUUGUUGAUGUCAUUAAGCUCUGAUGGAUGCAUAUAUGAAACCCUGAUACCAACACAUCCAAGUGAUCCAGAAAAAAAUCAGGUGGUAGUUAGGUCACUGUUGCUCAAGGCAGUUGUGUCUGGUAAUGCUCCAAAUGGUGUUGCACUCAGCGUCCUGGAUCGAGAUCACGUAGCGGUCCUGGAAACUUCACCAUCAGCUCCUAAGGACUGCCUCUCCAUAUGGAAUAUCAAAUUUCAAACGUUGCAGGCUUCCAAAGAGUUACUGCAAGGGACCAGCGGUCAACUCUGGUAUUAUAGGGAAAAUCUGUUUAUGCUACAUGGAAAAUUUCUGACCGUGAUUCCAUACAAGUGUAAAAUGUCAUCAUUAGCCGGCGCACUUGGAAAACUCAAGCAUAUUCAAGACCCAGGCACUCAUGCUGUGCCCCAUUUUGUGAACUGGGAAACAUCUCAGGAAUAUGGACUUGGAUCACAGAACUCAGAGCAGUCGAGAAUUUUAAGGUCAAGAAAAGUUGAAGUGAGUUUACAGCCAGCGGUUUCAGCAUCCACACAACUUUUAUUAACCAUAAAGAACGAUACAGAAAAACACAUCGAGGUAGAACUCCGUAAAUUUUUGGCUAUUAAACAGACACCUGACUUUCAUACUGUUAUUGGGGACAUUGUAACAAGACUUCUGGGAAGGUGUAAAGCAGAACCAUCAUUUUAUCCCCGGAAUUGUCUGAUGCAGCUUAUCCAAACGCACGUGCUUUCCUACAGCUUGUGCCCUGGCUUAAUGGAAGUUGCCUUAGAGAAGACAGAUGUGCAGACUUUACAGCUCUGUCUGCAGCAGUUCCCUGACGUCCCUGAGUCGGUCACCUGCGCUUGCUUAAAGAUUUUCUUAAGCAUCAGUGAUGACAGUCUUCAAGAAACAGACAUCAGUGCAGAGUUGGUUUUUGGCUACAGCGAUACUGUACAAGAUGAGAAAAUGGAAGGGCAAACUGAAAUUAUGGAAAAUGGUUUCAACCCUAAAGAAGAGAACUGCAAUAAAGAAAAGCCUAAGGGUACCACAGAGGAGACCACUUUGAGCCCUGUAACACCAAAAAGAGCAGCUCUGCUUAGAAAUGCAGUUCUUCAUUCAGCAUACAGUGAAGCUUUCCUUCUGCCUCACUUGAAAGACAUUCCUGCACAACAUGUCACGCUAUUUCUCCAGUAUUUGUAUUUCCUUUAUCUGAAGUGUAGUGAAAAUGCUACUAUGACUCUUCCUGGAAUACAUCCUCCAACCCUGAACCAGAUUAUGGAUUGGAUAUGCCUACUUCUAGAUGCUAAUUUUACUGUUGUGGUAAUGAUACCAGAAGCAAAAAGAUUACUGAUAAAUCUUUACAAGUUUGUGAAAGCCCAGAUAAGCGUUUAUUCUGAGCUUAACAAGAUUGAAGUAAGUUUUCGGGAGCUACAGAAAUUAAAUCAAGAAAAGAAUAAUACGGAAUUAUAUUCAAUCGAAGUGCUGGAACUCUUCUGACUUUAUCAGUUCUCCUUCACGGACGUUUUACAAAGCCCUUUUAUGUGAACUCUUCUGACUCAUUCAGGCAAGAGAGGCGUUUUGUUUGUGGCCGACUCUCAGUAUCAAAAAUGUGUCAGCGACUGCCUGGGAUUGUCUCUCGUUGAUGCUCGCUAAGUAGAACUGCAGGUUUCAUGGGAACCUAUUCUUGUUUGUGGAUGUUGGUGGAAGAGGUUCUCAAACUUUUUUUACGCAUGUAACUGAGCUGAUUUUAAGUAAACUUACUUGUGUAUUGAUAAAAGUCUAAUUUCUUACAUGUUUUGAGUAAUUCUUUUAAUUUAAAAAAAUGCCAUUGAAGCAGUGAUUCUAGGAAGAAAGUAGUUUUAUCAGAGUCAGAGGCUGCCCUGGCUCAUCGGUGCUCAUGGCAGAAGAGGUCAAGUCCACAAGCAGGGCAGGGAUGGGGGCCUCAUGCAGGGGAGAGCUGUCUCCUGCAAUUUUCCCUUAUCUUUUACCCAUUUCCACUCACCUUCUUACCUACUCACAGAAACCCUGGUGGUGUAGUAGAUAAGAGCUACAGCUGCUAACCAAAAGGUCGGCAGUUUGAAUCCACCAGGUGCUCCUUGGAAACUAUGGGGCAGUUCUACUCUGUCCUACAGGGUUGUUAUGAGUUGGAAUCAACUCGACGGCAACAGGUUUUUUUACCUACCUAAAGAUUGAUUGAAAAGUUUCUCUUUCUGUUAUACCAUCUCUCAGAUUACCUCCAUGAUUAAUGAUAGCAGUCAGUUUAGGAUAUGAAAGUAUACGGUGAGACCUGUAAGAGCCAGACUUGAUGGGACUGCCUUGUUUUUUGAAGUCUCGCCGGUUUUCUGCCUAUAACAGGGUGCAGUCUUAACACUUUUCUAUCAAUCAUGUUAGUGAAAAAUAAGUUUUCCUUCUCUGACAGGUUUCUGCCUUACACACGUUCUGGCUUUCGCAGGUUUUACUGUAUUGCCAAAUAAUAAAAAAAAGCUCUUCUGAAAAUAGUUUUAUAGGUUGAUUGACCAUACUUUCCAGUUUUAACUGUUUGGUUUAGGACAAAUGAAAAUGUUUUAUGUCAAAGAAAUGGAUGUUUUUGUUUUUAAGUUAUAUUUAAGAAUUCAGUUUCCCCAAAGUAACGUAAAACCUUUCUGAGUUGUGAAUGAAAGCCUCUGUUGGGUAAAUAAUUUUGAAACCUGUUUUAAUGUGAAGGGUUGCAAUAUGCUUAAAAAAAAAAAACUCCUGUGAAUUCUAGUGCAUAAAUAUAAGUUCAAGUGUGAUUCUGGAGGCUAGAUUUACAGAAUGAUUGUUGUUUAAUUUAACUUGCAUUAACGAAGGCUUUAUUUUAGGUCACUCUAUGGAAACUUUGGAAACCCUGGUGGCAUAGUGGUUAAGUGCUGUGGCUGCUAACCAAAAGGUCAGCAGUUCAAAUCCACCAGGCACUCCUUGGAAGCCCUACAGGGCAGUUUUGCUCUGUCCUAUAGGGUCUCUAUGAGUCGGAAUCGACUUGACAGCAACCAGUUUGGUAUUUUGGUUUUCUCUGGAAACUUUACUCACAACUGUGGCAGCUCAUGAACAGGUUCUCCUCAGUCAUUCUUACUCUUUUUAGACCUGAAAGGAAACGCCAAAGAUAGGAGUUUGUAUUGUCACACUUUAUAUAAUGGGACCUUUUGCUCAGUCAUUUUUAACUACAGUGAUACAACACUUCUCAGCAGAAGUGAAAAAUGUAGGUCUUCCCAGUGUAUAUCCCCUUUUUAUCUUUGCUGAACCAUUUAAGAGUUACUUGGAGACAUCAGACUUUAUAAAAUUGUGAGCUUCUCAAUUUUUUCUAAGCUUCAGAGUAAGAUCUCCUUUAUGGUUUAGAGAUCCAUUUUAUGGGCAUUAAGAUUUGGGAUUUUCACACUUCUAGAUUAUAAACUAUUGAUAAUGUUACUCGUAAGAACCUAUAAUUAAGAGACAAAUCUGAUUGACUUGUGGAUUCUUUCAGCCAGAGAAAACAAGAUAAGCAACUGAAAUUCAGUGACAGUCAGUUCUAAAAGUGCCAUUUGCUUAGUGAUUCCUGAUUUGAUUGUUCUUGAAGAUGGCUUCUGCAGUGAAAAAUAACUUGCCUGGUCAGGAAUCAGACAAGGCCUUUGAGGGUGAAGAGGUAAGAGGGAGAUUUCCCCAUGCCCUCAGACUUUUGUCUAUUUGAGUAAACGUUCUAUAUAGCGUUCUUGUAAAGUCUAUUUAAGUUGAAUAAUUUGGGUUGUAGAAGCAUACCUAUUAAUGCUUAAAAUUUCUAGAAUGUUUUCAGAUACUUGAUAAAAUGUGGCUGCCAUACACAAGGAUAUAAACUAUCAUGACUAGCAGAAUUGAAUCUCAUUUUAAUUAAGCCGAAAAUUUUAAUUGCCUUUAAAUACCAGUUGCCUCUUGUUUCUAGGUUGUCUACAAUCAAAGUUAUUGAAUUUAGAAAUUUAAAAAGGAUUUUAGAGAAACAUGCAAAGACACAGGGUGAGUUCUUCAAGGCAAGAACUGUGUCUUACCCUUUCUGCACUCUGAGCACAGGACCAUAGCACAUGAUAGGUGUUCAGUAUUUGGUUACUGAAUAAAGUUAUUGAAUAGUGGAUUUUAUCUGUCUUACUGUAGAGUAAUAAUUCUUAGGGUUUGCAGCAGUUGCUUUUUCCAGGAAGUAAAUCGUCUGUGUUUGUUCACUAAAUAUAAACAGUGUUGUCUUCUACCUCUAGGGUUUUUUUCCACUUUUUUAAAAUUGUGGUAAAUAUGUAUGUAAUAAAACGUUUUCCACGUCAGCAGUCUUCACAUGUGCAGUUCACUGACAUUAGUUAGGUUCAUUGUGUUGUUCAGCCAUUACCCUUAUUAUCCGUUCCCAGAUUUUUCCAUCAUAGGCUUUUAUCUUUGUAUCACUAAAUUAUAUCUCACGUUUGUUUCUGAUUGCAUCUAUAUAAUAAUAAAAGAAUUGCUCUUUAAACUGAAGUUCUCUCUCUAGGAGAUGACCUCCUGCUGUGAACCUUACCUGUUUUCUGAAGGAAAUGGGGACUAAUGCAGAUAUCAUGAAAGUGUAGGUUAUCAUUACUACUUAAGAUUAUUAGACAUUUAUUCGCUUUUUUCUCUUAGCCUUCUUUGUAAAUGUUUGGUGACUAUCACUAUAGUGGAGUCUAUUCUGGAGCAUGUCUAGAACUUGAAAACAAAGAUGGACUUCUUGCCCCAGCUCCUUAUUUUGAAAUUUUUAAUCCUACAAAAAGUUGCAAGGAAAAUACAGUGAACCCAUAUUGUUGUUAGCGGCUCUCAAGUUGGCCCCUGACUCAUGUGACCCCACACCCGGUGGAAUCAGACCAUUGUGAUCCGUGGAGUUUUUAUUGGCCACUUAAAUUUACCUGUUGAUAACAUUUUAUCAUGUUUGCUUUAUCUCACACUCUAUAUUUUUCUUUUUUGCUGAACCAUUUGAGUGUUCCUUACAGACAUCCAGACACUUUAUACCUAAAUACUCUAGCUUAAUCCUCCAGAACAAGGGCCUUCUUCUCUAUAACCACAUGGCAACAUCAAUACAAUACUAUUAUCUAGAGUGAUUCAAAUUUCCAUAAUUGUCCCAAUAAUGUCUUUUAUAUAGCUGAAAUUUUCCCCUCUCCACGAGCUGUUCAAGGAUCAUGCAUUGCAUUUAGUUUUCAUGUUUCCUUAACCUAGAACAUUUCCCUAGACGCUGUCAUUUUUUGAAGAAUGUAGGCCAGUUGUUUUCCAGAUUGUCCCUCAGUUUGGAUUUACCUAGUUGUUUCCACAUGAUUAGAUUCAGAUUGAAUGUUUUUGGGAAGAAUGCUACAGAGAAGGACACAGCUUGUGAUGAGUUGUCUCAUCAUCAGUGAAAUUAAGUUGGAUCACUUAGUGAAGGCAGGGUUUACCAGAUUGCUUCACUUUAAAAAGCACCUCUCUUUGUACUUCAUAAGUAAUCUGUGUGUAUCUUUGAGACUGAGUGAAUACCUUCUCUGGAAUACUCUUCCUCCUCCAUGGUGGUUUUAGAUCUACUGGUAAUCCUUGCCUCUUCCAGCUUUUGGGUAGCCCAAGGUAUUCUUGGCUUGUGGCAGCCCGACUCCAGUCUCUGCCACUGUUAUCACAUGAUGUUCUUCCUCUGUGUCUGUGUCUCUUCUCUUUUUAUAAGGGCAUGCUCAUAUUGGACCGGUAAUAUCUUCAAAGACCCUGUUUCCUAACAAGGUCAUGUUCACAGAUACUGGGGGUUAAGACUUCAACAUAUUCCUUUGUGGGGACAGUUCAGUACGUCACAGUUGCCUUGCAUAUUCCUUCCCCAUUGAAGAGGUUUUAGUGAGCUCUGGAGUGAUGACUGAGUGGUGCAGGAGCCAUGAGGCUGUGACGUGUCAGUGUGAUUCACACCGUGAGUGGUCUUUGAGAUAGUUGUAAUAACCCCAUUCAUGUUGCAGAAACAAGUAUUGUGAAAGGGGCACCUUGAUGGAGAAUCCGCCAUCAUCUGACCACUGCCUCCCACAGGAGGGGGUGGAAAGUGAUGGCUGUCAAGAGUUAUAGGUGGUUUUCUAGAAUGGAAUGCCUCUCACAGGUCAUGAGCCCAGAGGAUAAAAAUCAGAAGUUAUGUCCUGGAGAUUAAAAUCAGAAAAGUAAGCCCAUCAGCUCUCAAGAGGGCUCAGCAGCCAAGUACUGUCACAGUUUGGGGAAGAGAGAACGAAUGUGGCAAAAGAAUGUGCCCACUCACAAGUUUGGUGUAAGUAUAAAUUGAUACAGCCUCAUCAGAAGGCAAUUUGGCAAUGUCUAUCAAAAUGUAAAAGUCAUGACCCUUUGGGCCAUCAGUUAAUAGGAAUUUAUCCUACAGAUAACUGGCACGUACACUCACAGAAGCACGUACAAGGAUAUUCAUUUCUAGCCUGUUUGCAAUGGCAAACAUUUGGAAGUAACUUAAAUGCCUGAGAGAAUACUGGUUAAAUAAAUAAAUAUGAUAAGUUAAUCUCCUGGUUUAAUUUAGAGGCAUUAAAAGAAGGAGGCAUCCCAUGGAGCUGCUGGAUGGGUUCAAACGGUCAACCUUUAAGUUAGCAGUCAAACACUUAACCAAAGCUCCUCUAAGAAAAUGACCUAUUCCAUAGAAGAAUCCUGAUCAAAAGGGGGAAAAUAUAGAACACGAUUUCAAAUUUUCAUGGAGUCUAGACUUUCUGGAGCCAUGGAGGGUAGAUGAAUUCCUGAAACUACUGCUCUGAGAUAAUCCCUAAACCAAAAAUAUCCCCUGAAGUUUUCUUAAAACCAAACAAUGCUUUAGCUUAACUAGUGGAAAAAAAAAAAAAAGUCUGCCUUGAGCAUUAUGCUCUUU